AUGGCCGACGGCGAGGGCGGCGGAGAGGCCGGCGGGAGUUCCGAGUGCCUCCCCAUGGACAACCUGGUGGAGGCGAUGCUGAGCACUAGCCAUGCGCUAGCGGAGGCGCUCGCCGCCGACCGCGCGCGCCGGGAGGCGGCCGACAGGAUCCAGCGCGAGUCCUGGGAGGCGGCCCUGAAGGAGAAGGACGCCGAGAUAGACAGGGUGCGAGCAGAAGCCGCGGAAGCCAAGAAGAAGCUGCAGCUUGUGUCCUUGGGGAAGGAAGGCCAAUGCGAGCAGGAAGAACUCAGAGAUGCUGACACGGAGGAUUCCAGAACGUGUGCAGAAACCCUCCCCAAUUCUAAGGAAGCUGAAAGUUGCACAAAUCCCAGUCAAAACACCGUGGAUCACACUGCAAGCGACUUCAGCAAAUUAAAGCAAGCUUAUGACACCCUGAGCUUUAAUAAGGACAGAGAAGUUUCUGCAUUGCUCUUAGAAAAGGAUUCUCUGCGUAGCCAGUUGAAUAUAAUGCAGCAGGACUACGCUGAGCUCCUGAAGAACAAGGAAGUGGUGGCAGCACAAGCUACUGAAUCAGCACUAAAGCUUCAGCAGAGUGUUGAUGAGCUUAAGGUGUUGGCCCAAAAGAAGGAUGAUGAGAUUGGCAGAUUGCAAGCAGAAGCUGUAGAAGCCAAAAGGAAGCACGACAAGGAUCUUUGUGCAUUAGUCUCAGAAAAGGAUUCUGUACAUCACCAGUUGACUACAAUGCAGCAGGACUACACUAAGCUCCUGAAGAACAAGAAAGUUUUGACCAACAAGAAGGAUCAUGAGAUUGUCGUAUUGCGAGCAGAAGCUGUUGGUGCCAAAAAUAAAGUACAGAAAAUGGACUUCCUCGUCAAGGAGAUAGAUGAUGAAAUCCAAAGACUCAAAGAUCGGCAUCCUGAGUCUGUUCAGAAGCACAACAAAGAUAUCAGUGAGACUCAUAAAAAAUCUAGGUCUAGUGACCGAGCUGUAACUGUAAGGGACAAACUGGAAAACAGUGGUAUUAGACAAACAGUAGAAGAAGAUUAUAUUUCUGAAACAAGAACAGUGGAAAACGAUCGGCAAGAUGAAAGAACUCAUAAGCGCAGGCGUACCUCUUCCAUAUCAAAUAUUGGAGGUGACGAGGAUGGUGACAAGCAGAGUGUAAGUGCUGAGGAUGGUAAUGAGCAGAGUAGAAAUGAUGAGGAUGGUGAUGAGCAGAGUAGAAGUGGUGAUGAUGAUGAGCAGAUUGGAAGUGACGAGGAUGGUGACAAGCAGAGUGGAAGUGAUGAGGUUGGUGAUGAGCAGAGUGGAAGUGAUGUGGAUGGUGGUGAGCAGAGUGGAAGUGGUGAGGAUGGCGAUGGUGAUGAUAAUGACAACCAGAGUGGAAGUGACGAGGAAACAACUCAUAAUCGAGUUCAAAAGCCUCUCAGGAACACCAAGAGAAAGAGAGGCGCUUACAAUAAUGAAGACAAGGGAGAUGUUAUGACAUGGCUGCGGUGCUGGAAGGCUCCAGCACCGUUGCGCUCAAGGAAGCUGGAGUUCAGCAACGGCCGGCAUACUUUCAGAGUUACCGGAGACUGGGGACAGUACGUCAAGGCCGUGAAUGACAGCUUGGUAGACCAACCUGACAAGCACAAGUGGUUUAUCUCUUUCCUGCGCAAUUUUGAGAGCUGGAGUGCUCGUGAAGUGGCCAUAACCAUGAAGGCAUUAUUAGCUGGACAACCCAAACUCAUCUGCCAGCUUAAUCAGUUCUUGCCUAACAAUCGUCAGAUCGAGCAGUUGCCUGGGUGCCGUGGCCAGGCCCGUGGCAAGGUCCCUGGUUGGGGUCAUCCUAGACGUCGAUAUCUUCCGGGACGAUCACGUGAUCAGUCUCGACCAAGAGAAACAGCGGCCGAGGGAGGAGGCGCUUUGGUCAUCUUUGGUCAUCAAUGAUCCAAGCUUGUCAAUAAGGAACAAGUAAUGUGAUGAUCACUGCCGUUUCUUGUAAAUGGAUAUUUAGGUCACGUGUAUGUGUGUGCUCUGGUCAGACUCAGCUGUGGUUGUUGAAGCGUCCAGUGUUUCUUGGGUCAGAACAUAUGUUACAUGCUGCAUGGAUGGAAACUAUUAGAACAAGGACUGAUUGAUGACAGUAGCA
This is a messenger RNA of Lolium rigidum, 2134 nucleotides long. RefSeq names its product eukaryotic translation initiation factor 5B-like. The record is from RefSeq and is a predicted model, not a curated record. The transcript has 8 exons. Lineage: Eukaryota; Viridiplantae; Streptophyta; Magnoliopsida; Poales; Poaceae. Gene Ontology annotation, biological process: regulation of DNA-templated transcription. The coding region runs from base 1 to 1932 and encodes 643 amino acids.